This is a messenger RNA of Python bivittatus (Burmese python), 449 nucleotides long. Its product is annotated as histone H2B 1/2/3/4/6. Gene Ontology annotation, cellular component: nucleosome. Gene Ontology annotation, molecular function: structural constituent of chromatin; protein heterodimerization activity; DNA binding. NCBI's taxonomy places the organism in Eukaryota, Metazoa, Chordata, Lepidosauria, Squamata, Pythonidae. The record is from RefSeq and is a predicted model, not a curated record.
UCGGUUGCUUGUCUCGCUAACGAUUUGAUCAUGCCUGAGCCGGCCAAGUCCGCUCCUGCGCCCAAGAAGGGCUCGAAGAAGGCGGUGACCAAGACGCAGAAGAAGGGCGACAAGAAGCGCAAGAAGAGCCGCAAGGAGAGCUACUCCAUCUACGUCUACAAGGUGCUGAAGCAGGUGCACCCCGACACCGCCAUCUCCUCCAAGGCCAAGAGCAUCAUGACCUCCUUCUUCAACGCCAUCUUCGAGCGCAUCGCCGGAGAGGCCUCCCGCCUGGCCCACAGAAACAGAAUGAUCACAACACAUUCACGUGAAAUACAGAACUUUUUCAGACUGCUGCUGCCCGGCGAGCUGGCCAAGCACGCCGUCUCGGAGGGCACCAAGGCCGUCACCAAGUACACCAGCUCCAAGUAGACGCGCUUGCCCCGCUUCCUCAACCGACCCAAAGGCUC